CAACAAUUCUCCUUCUUCUUCCUUCUUCAGUUCUCUGCACACCGCAAUUCAUCUAUUGCCAUGAAUUAUUUCUAUCUCUUCGCCCUAAAUUUCAUCGUUUGCAUGGAACGAAAGGUGAAGUAAUAAUUAGAUUAAAUCAUUGUUAUUCAGAGAAGUUGAAGGGAAGGUAAGUAAGUAAGUAAGUAAGAAGACCUAAGGCUAAAAUGUCCGUUACGGAGCUGAAGGAGCGUCACUUGGCGGCAACGGAGACCGUCAAUAAUCUCAGGGAGCGUUUGAGGCAGAGGCGCAACUCUUUGCUCGAUACAGAUAUUGCUGGCUACGCCAAGUCUCAAGGUAGAACCCCUGUCACCUUUGGACCCACCGAUCUUGUUUGCUGUAGAACGCUACAGGGUCACGCCGGAAAGGUUUACUCAUUAGAUUGGACUUCAGAAAAGAAUAGAAUUGUUAGUGCAUCCCAAGAUGGGCGAUUAAUAGUGUGGAAUGCCCUAACAAGCCAGAAAACUCAUGCCAUAAAGCUUCCUUGUGCAUGGGUCAUGACCUGUGCUUUCUCACCAACUGGUCAAUCUGUUGCAUGUGGUGGUCUUGACAGUGUUUGCUCUAUUUUCAAUCUUAAUUCCCCCACUGACAGGGAUGGAAACCUUGCUGUCUCGCGGAUGCUUAGUGGACAUAAAGGCUAUGUUUCCUCUUGUCAGUAUGUUCCAGAUGAAGACACUCACUUAAUUACAGGUUCUGGUGAUCAGACAUGUGUUUUAUGGGAUAUUACUACUGGCCUCAGAACAUCUGUUUUUGGUGGUGAAUUUCAGUCUGGGCACACAGCAGAUGUACUUAGCAUUUCCAUUAAUGGAUCCAACUCUAGAAUGUUUGUAUCUGGUUCAUGUGAUGCAACUGCCCGAUUGUGGGACACUCGGGUGGCUAGUCGAGCAGUGCGAACAUUUCAUGGGCACGAGGGAGAUGUUAAUUCUGUCAAGUUCUUUCCCGAUGGAAUCAGAUUUGGAACUGGCUCAGCUGAUGGCACUUGCCGAUUGUUUGACAUUAGGACCGGGCACCAACUACAAGUGUAUCAUCAGCAACACAGUGACAAUGACAUUGCGCAUGUGACCUCCAUUGCAUUCUCCAUUUCUGGAAGACUUCUUUUUGCUGGAUAUACAAAUGGUGCUUGCUAUGUUUGGGACACUUUAUUGGCAAAGGUGGUCUUGAAUUUAGGGUCUCUUCAAAACUCUCAUGAGGGCAGGAUCAGUUGUUUAGGUUUGUCAGCUGAUGGAAGUGCCUUGUGUACAGGCAGUUGGGACACAAACUUAAAGAUAUGGGCAUUUGGAGGGCAUAGGAGGGUGAUUUGAGCCAUUAACGGGGCAAAGACUAAUGCUUCGACCUCCUUUGUCAGGGCCCUUCCUUUCAUGGUGUCGCGGUUCGUACAGGCCAAUAGUGAUGCUUUUGAAGGGAUACUUGGACAAAAACAAAAAUUGAAAGGCAAAGGUUAUAUAGCUUUUAGCAAUGGAAUUAGAGCAGCGGUUUGUUUAUCUCCGUGCCCAUUGGUUCGUGUGUGUGCGAUUUAGUAAUUUUUCCACUGUACUUACCGCUUCGAUAUCCAUACCUUUAACACUUGAACCCAAAAUGAAGGACUGUUUACUUCUUGUCUCAAUUUAAUUAUUUGAAGAUAUUAAAACUUAACAAGACCUACUUCACCUGCCUCAAACCGCAGUGAGAAAUGGAGUGUCGUACAAAUGGGAGUUUAAUUGAGCGUUGAAUUUGCUGGAUGCUGUGGAAUUAGAAGUCAAAAACCGAUUGUGCAACUCCAAACCAUAGAAAAUAUAGCUUGAAUAAAAUGAACAAGGCGAUAGAAUUUGCUUAUAAUGUUAAUGAGAAAUUACCAAGAUAGAAUCUUGUUUUGAGUUUUGGUUUAUCAUGAUGAAGGAUGUCUUAAGGUACAAAGAAAAAUAAUUAGUCUCUUGUAUGAGCGCACUGCUAUUUGUCAGUUGUCAUCCAACUGUAAUAAUGGAAAGGUGUUCAAAGGAUGCAACCGUUACUUAAAGGCUUGAAUUUGGUCAUUACAUGAAAUCACUUGCAGUCAAGCGAGCCUGACUGGGUAUUAAUAUGACCUUUAUGAAUCGAAGUUAUAUUUGUGACUCCAAAGUAUGUAAUAAAUUGUCAAUUUUUAUUUGAAUGUCUAUUAAACAGCCGAAUUAGUUUCGAAAUUUGUGGAACAUGGCUUAAUUUAACUAAAGAAAUGAACACUCGGAGACCUGAGACCGUAGUUCUU
Abrus precatorius (Indian licorice) is the source of this 2257-nucleotide messenger RNA. RefSeq names its product guanine nucleotide-binding protein subunit beta-1. The transcript has 6 exons. Lineage: Eukaryota; Viridiplantae; Streptophyta; Magnoliopsida; Fabales; Fabaceae. Gene Ontology annotation, biological process: G protein-coupled receptor signaling pathway. Bases 204 to 1337 code for a protein of 377 amino acids. Gene Ontology annotation, molecular function: protein binding; signaling receptor complex adaptor activity. Gene Ontology annotation, cellular component: cytoplasm; heterotrimeric G-protein complex. The record is from RefSeq and is a predicted model, not a curated record.